Molecule: messenger RNA, 8659 nt
Organism: Hypomesus transpacificus
Lineage: Eukaryota; Metazoa; Chordata; Actinopteri; Osmeriformes; Osmeridae
Product: thyroid adenoma-associated protein homolog
Exons: 31
Coding region: 84-5882 (1932 amino acids)
Biological process (GO): tRNA methylation
Cellular component (GO): cytosol
Source: RefSeq, a predicted model, not a curated record
GAGGUAUUUCUAGGCGGCGGGCAUGAGCAGGCUGAAACAGCUUUACCAAGUAUUUAGACCAGGAAUUUAGUUAGAAAGUCAUCAUGAUCCAUGUGGAAUCUGUCGAAGAUCAGAUAACAUCAUUAACCCAUGUGAUACCUGGGGAUAAAGUGUCCCCAGAUGUUUGUACAACCCUGAAAAGUUUCUUUAACAAACUAGAUGAAUGUUUGAGGGCUGAAGUGAAGAGAUCGAAGGAGCGCUGCCUGGACGAAGCAGUUCAACUCCUCAGAAAGAUUCCCGUGGAUCAGCUGGAAUCGUUGGAUGAAAAACACCUUCACCUUCUCAUCAAGCUUCUCCUCGCUAUGCAGUUACAGACGGCGAACAUCUCCACUGCCAGUCGCAAGUUAGACCAGAUGUUGGUACAUUUGGCUAAGGUGAACCAAUCACUGGUUUUUGGGGAAACCCGACGUUGUAUACACGCCAUAGUGGACUCUGACCAGACAUUAUCAAGUGAGGACCUUCAGAGAGCCUGCAUGUUCCUGGAGGACAGCGCGGCGGGCCGCGAGGUGUGGCGAGGCGUGUGUCCGUCCCUGCUGGGGAAGGUGGCGGAUCUGUUCCCCUGCAUGCUGGAGCAGGAGGCCUGGAGGAAUGGCCCGCUGUGCUACCUGGUUGUCAAGGUUUGUUUGCAGAUCUUCCAGCUGCUGCCGGGUGAAGUGGCUCCGCUGGUGUGGGGGGAGGAGAGGGGCAGCCCGGCCCUGCAGAGCAUCCUCCAGUGCCUCAUGGACAUCAUCCUGGGCAAGUGCUCCAACAGAGAUACCCGUCUGCUGGCGGGGACGGCCGUUGCCAUGCUGAUCAACACGGCCCCGAAGGAGGGGACACCGGAGGAGGGGGCCCUGGAGGAGGGGGCCCUGGAGGAGUCUGGGGGCGGGGGGGCCGCAGCCUGGAGCCUCCUGCAGGUCUGUCUCUCAGAGGUGUGGGUGCUGGCUGUAGGUGGUGUCCAGGUGCAGUGCCGUCCUCGGGGGCAGGAUGGGGUGGAGCGCCUGGCCGUGAGCAGAGGCCUGCUGACCUGCUGCCGGAAGGACAUCCUGGUCAGUCCUGGUCCGUCAGGGCGCCCUGGGCUGGACACCCCGCAGUCGUGUUUCCUCCUGGACGGGUUAUUCCACCUGGUCUCUGCCCUGUGCGAGGAGAAACUAGACUGUCAUUACUACGUCUUUGAAGUGUUGACGCUGUGGUUGAAGAGCGUGAGAGCGACUCUGGCAGAGAUCUGGAAGGUCACAGCAGCCCCUCUCCUGUCUGAGGACUCGAGCCUUCAGACACGCCUCACCCAGGUGAUCUGGAACAACGCUGAGAGCCCAGUGGAGGGCGUGUCUGAGUUUGUGCGCAGUGCUUUCAGUCUGCUGUUGGAGGUGUAUGAGAUGGACUGCCAGCGCUUCGGAGACACUCACAAGACCCUGUAUGCAUCUCUACUGGACAGGGUGGCCAAGCUGCCCUGGGGCACCAAGGCUAAAUACCCCCCCCUCUGUGCUCUUCUGCCCUACCUGGGCACCCACAUGGUGCUGGUGCAGUACUCCGACCUGCCUGACCACCUCCUCAAGUGCCUGUCCACCAAUCAGCUGUCCCCGUGUGCCACAGAGCUCUACAGGUGUCUCCUCCAGCAGCAGAGGCGGGAACUGUGUGAGGUCACCGCCCCAGAGGCCCCACCCACCGAGCUGCAGAUGGCCAAUCGCUGGGCGGCUUACUGGCGUCCUUAUCUACUGGAAGCCCUGAUGUCUGAUGUGCCUCUAGUCCAGACCAACAGCUCCACCCACCUGCUGCCCUGCACCCUCCGCACCUACCCCGCCGCCGUGGAGCCUCUGCUGGCCCACCUGAACCCAACCAGCCCCCAGGAGCUCCACGCCUGGGCCUGCGUCGUGAGUGUCCAGCGGGCCACGUCCGGAGCCUCCCCCUGGAACCUGGAGGGGCCGUCCUCCCUGGACACCCUCCAGCUGGCGCUGGGCUCCGCGGACGACAAGGUCCGCCUGGCUGCCCUGGACCUGCUGUGCUGCUGCCCCAGGACCAGGGAGCCCCCCCGCCCGGAGGAGCUGGCCCUGCUGAAGGCUUUCAUCCCUCAGAACCUUAACAGUGACUCGUCCCCGUUCCGCCAGCACCUCCAGGCCCGCGUCAGGAAGCUCCUAGUCCGGGUCCGAGACAGCUGCCUCGCCCUCCUCCGGAGACGGAAGGGAGGAAGGGUCGGAGACAACGCCUACUCUGCCGACGGGGGCGGGGCUCUGGGAGAGGGAGUGGGGUUUGUGGAGUGGCUGUCUCAGCUGCCCUGCUCCUACCUGGCCCCUGGUCACAGCUUCCAGAGGAAGAAGACUGUUCUGCUCCUCCUGGCCGCCGUGCUGGAGACCUGCACCGACACCUGGAGCCCAGACAGGAGGAAGGGCCAGCCCCCAGUCAACAUGGCUUCUCUGAUCGACUGGGCCAGGCAGAGAGGACUGUGGGAUUUCUUCUCCAGGUCCAAACAGCUGGUCCUUAUUGGAUGCCUCGAGGAUUCGACCAAUGAGAUCAGGGAGCUGGCGGCCGACCUGCUGGCCAGGUUCUUCCCGGGCCGUCUCCAUGACGACGUGGUGGGGGUGGUGAGCAGGAGAGCGGAGAUGCUGGUGUGCAGCCCGAGGGUUCCUCAGGCCCAGACGGGGGCGCUGAUGAUGAAAGUCCUGCUUCAGAAGUGUGGAGACCGAUCCCAGGUGCCUUGGCAGGGGUGCAGCCCUAACCCCAGCCCCGGAGGGCAGGGGGUCACCCAGGCCUCCAGCCUGGUCCUGUACCUCCUGAAGGAGCUGGAUCUGCACUACCAGACCGCCAAGGCUGACAUGAUGCUUGCUGCAAAGACCAGACCCAUACAUGGUGUGCUGAGCGCCCUGGAGAGGUGUCUGCUGGAGGCCCCUGGGAGCCUGGGCGAGGCCCUGGACCGCCGGGCCGCCGUGGAGCUCCUGGGGCUUCUGGAGGACAUCACACAGCUGCUGCUGGGCGCGCUGUACGGAGAGCAGCACGCCAGCGCUGCACACACAGACGUGCCUCCGUCCCUCAGUGACAUGGGCAGGGCCAUCGGCUCCCUGGUGGCCCAGCGGGCAGGGGACGGGGAGGAGUGUGUGCUGCUGUCUGAGGAACACAGCCUGGUCCUCACAUGCUGCUGGGUGGCCCUCAAGGGAAUUGGAAUCUUCCUGGGUUCCCUGGUGGAGAGACUCCUGACUGGGUCCACAGAGACAGCCUGUUUCUUCACGCUGGAGGACAUGCGAAGGGCCUCCAAAAUCUUCCAGGACAUUCUCCUGAAAUGCCGCCACUGGGGGGCGGUGGAGGGCUGCUGUGUGGGCUUCACCAGGUUCUGCGCCUCCCUGCUGGGCUGCUGGGACCCAGAGCUGAGGGCCAUCCCAGCACACAUGCUGCAGCAGGGGCUCCAGGUGGUCCAGUCUCCCCGGGGUACGUCGGUGACGCGGCGUGCGGCUGGCCUGCCCAUGCUCAUCCUGUGUGUGGUGUCUGCUGAGGAGGCCAGCAUGGCCCGGCCCCUCCUGGCCCACAGCGUGAACACCCUGCUGGGCACGGCCAGCGCCGCGCUGCCCCAGGACUGGGACCCCACCCUGGACCUGCCGCAGGUGUCUGCUGUCCACACCCUGCAGGCCCUGGUUCGUAGCUCAGGUCUGGGCGUGGCCGUGCUGCAGUUCGCCUCCUCCGUGGCCAUCUUGUCCCUGACGCUCCUCAGUUCCCCCUGCUGGGCCAUGAGGAAUGCCGCGCUGCAGCUCUACAGUUCACUGUGCUCUCGUAUGCUGGGCCAGCGCUCUGGGGGGGAGCAGGGCUGCUCCCAGCAUAGCAUGUCCCCCCAGGCCUUCUUCACCCACUACCCCGCCCUGAAGCCCUUUCUCCUGGGGGAGCUGAAAGGUGCAGCGGGGGACCUCCAGGGCCCCUCUGGGGAGGCCAGGCUGCGCUUGCACCCCUCCCUCUACCCUGUCCUCACCCUCCUGGCUAAACUCCAGCCUGGGGUCCCAGACCACACAGGAGCGCUGGCGAGCUUCCAGUCUCCCCUCCUCCAGCUGGCCUCCAGCCCCGUCUACAGCGUGCGUGUCAUGGCCGCCGACGCCCUGGUCGCCAUGACGCCACCCUCGGAGUACCUGAGCACCCUGCUGAAGCUGACGGGGGGGCUGCCGGCGUCCCGGGACGUCUGCUGCCACAACCGCCUCCACGGAGCGCUGCUCCAGACCAAGGCCCUGCUGGAGAGGGCCAUCCCCACACACAGCGUGCCGCUGGGUGAGGUGGUGAGGCGUGUGGAGUCCAGGGUGUGGCUGGUGACUGGAGCCCAGCGCUGCCCCCUGGUGGCGGGGGUGUUCCUGGGCGUGGCGGGGCUGCUGAAGGGUCUCCUGACUGGGGGCCGGGCCCCGCUGCGUGAGGCCCUCCUGGAGGAGCUACGGACGCCUCGACACAGGCUGCAGGUCGGCACAUCCUCCUUCCACCAGAGUGCCAUCAACUUCCUGUGUGUGAUCGACACCAGCUGGGCGUGUCAGGUCUGGGAAGCAUUCCCCACCUACAGCCCUGAUCUCAAGCUCUCAUUGGUCAGUUGGGUGGCCGAGGGGCAGAGUUGGAGAGGGACCAGCACACAGCAGAUGAUGGUGAAAAUACUGCAGGCCAGCCUGCAGGAGGCGCUGUCGAGCCAGAGCACAGAGUACAGCAGGACCUAUCUGACCGCCCUGGUGGCCGUGAUGAUGCCCGAAGGAGACCCUCCGCUGCCCCAGGAGCCCCCUGCGUCUGCCCCUCAGGAUGAGGCCUCCCUGCUGGGGUGUGUGGAGCUGCUGCUGGGGCUCCUGGAGGAACACAGGGGAGGACCGGAGUUCCUGUCCCAGGCCCUGACCGCAGCCAGCCUGCUCCUCUCCCAAAGCCUCGGGUCCAGCCUCUUCCCCCGCUGGUGUGGCGUGCUGGAGGAGCUCCGGGCCCCUGAGGCCCCCGAGGCCAUGCGGGCGGCCUGUGCCCUGGCCCUGUGCCUGGCCGGGGGCCCCCUGCUGAGUGCCUCCCUGAGGGACCACGCCCCCCUCCCCAGCAGCAUCAGCACUAGGGUGAUCCACACGGGCCUCCACCUGCUGCUGGACCAGAGCCUGCAGGUGAGGACCAGAGCCGCCUGCUUCGCCUCGCUGCUGUCCCACGCCUCCAGGGAGGCGAGCGGCCAGGUGUACCUGCUGCAGGUGAACCGGGCCCUGCCCCUGCUGCUGGACCUGCUGCUGGAGGAGGGCUGGGACUGCCCCCACACCCUGGAGGGCCUGCUGGGGCACCUGCCGGGGGCCCACCUCCGCUCCGUCCUGGGGGAGGCCGGGGGGACAGGGUGUGCCAGUCUGUAUGAGCAGGACGAUGCCAACGUGUUUGCCGAGCCCUCGGUGAUGUCAGCGAGCCUGCUGCCGUACCUGCGCCAGCUCUCACACAAAUACCCACAAUCCUCUGCUCUGGCGCGCCGCCUGAAUGCCUGGGCGGAAGUGAACGUCCCUGUGGUGCUCUCCGGCCUCGCCGUGUGCAGAGACCUCCACACAGGUGAGACUCUGGACGCUGUGUGGUUCUCUCUCCUCACGGACCCCCGUUUCCAUGGCACCCUCUGCGGCCUGUUUGUGCGGGCGAUCUUCCUCCUCCAUCUCCUGGAGGUAUCUCACGACCUACGACCCCUCUGUGACCCCUCGUCCCUACGCAACGACAUCCAGAACGUCCACGCUGCCCUGAGUGAGAGAGGGGUGCAGCUCCCCGCUGCCCUCUCUGCCUCCCCGCCCGGACCCCCCCCGCUGGGCCCCGCAGGGCCCCCCUCCACACGGCCCCCCCCCGCACGGCCCCCCCCCGCACGGCCCCCCCAGCCAGCAGCAGACCUACUGCCCCCACGCUACCGGGGAGCGGACUGCUGACACUGCAUCCUGUUCUGGAGCUCUUGGCAGACGAACACUUGAUCACAUCACAUCACUGUUGAGAGGGUUGCUGGAUAUCAACCAGAAUGUAUGUGUGUCUGUGUUUUGUGUGUGUGUGUGUGUGUGUGUGUGGGGGGGAGGGAAGGGGUUGUAAGACAGGACAUGCUGUGUAGCCUACUAAGCAAUUCCGUUCUCUCACUGAAGCCAUCAGCACACUGUCAGGAAGAACCCUCUGUGUUGAUGAUGUGCUCAUGUUAUGCACAUAUGUCUCUGAAUAUGGGUAACAAGGACGGUAAGAAGGAGUUGCUAUUUGUCAAGAUGGGGAUUGACUGCAGACAGUCUCCCUUCUGUGGAGGCCCAGUCCAGGCUGCUUCCAGCUGCCUCCACCUCUCCUGUCAUACCUUCAGCAGCCACAGAGGGGCGCUCUCCUUCACUCACAGAAGCCCUGGGCCUGUCCUGGUCUGCUUAUCUGUUGGGGUGGAGACGGUGAUGUAACUGUGGGGUGGGAGGGGGGGGGGGGUGUCGGAGGGGGACCCAGAUGCUUUCAUGCCCCAUUAGAGGCCUUCUGCCUGGGUAAGUGUCCAUUUUCAGGCCGGGACCAUAGAUGAAGAUGAUGGACUGCCUGGAGGAAUUUAUGGAGGGGGGGGGGGGGGGCAGUUGGUUGCUGUGCAACCGGCCGCAUGGGGAUGCAUCAUCAGAACAUUGGCCCACGGUUUUAGAGAAAGAGCCUUAACCAGCGUUUGGCAAAUGUUUGAUAUGAAGGGAACAGACAGAAGAGCUGGCUCUCUUCAGAAGUGUUUAGAGAGGGCAGGCUGACCUUCCCCUGGUGUACCGCAGAAGGUCAGUUCAUCAAGGACAAAGUGUUCUUCUUCUCUGGUAUGAAUAAACACGUGAUAAAACGUCCGGCCGAUUAAAGAUGUGCUGUCUGUUCCAGACGAUGGUUUGACUGAGUUGCUUGUUGUUGGAAAGACGGUUUAGAUGACCUCAGAGUUAAUGUGGGGCUCUGUAGACAACAAGGGUUUUGAUUGGUGUAAGACAAGGGUUUGUGUUGUCUGAUCGCACUGGGGUAUUCUCCUGUUUCCUGUCACCAGCUCAUUGUCUUUCCACUUUGUGACAUCACUAUCAUGUUAUUUAAUGUUGUUGUUGUUAAAUGUAAUUAUGUUUGUAGACACUGGGCCUGUUUUGACUUACUAUGUAUUGAAUAACAUUUACAUGAUUUAUGUAAUGAAACAUGUCAUCUCUAUUUUUAAUGUUUUAAUUGCUGGUGCUUCUCUUAUAAAUUGGCUUCAGGCAUUUUAUGCAACGUCUUGUGAUGUAAAAUUUGUAUAAAUGAUGAGAGGGUGUCUAGUCCUGCUGGAUUUAGACAUACCCUGAACUAGAGCCAGCAUCUGUAAAACUUUUCUCUCAGAAGAGAAUAGUGCACAAACAAAACCAGUCCAGCCACCAUGUUCCGCCACAGGCAAUUAUGUUGGAAGGUGUGCUUGGAAACACAGGUAAACAUUGUACAGAUACAAUAAUAUCGUCAAAAAUAACCAGUGAUUUCUUCUUUUGAAGAGAGAUGAUUACUGACCUAAAAACUUAAUCUGGAAGUGUUUCAUCACUCCUAUGAUUUCUGUGAUCUUCAUUUGCCUCUUAAGAUGUGGCAAAAGUUUUUUUUUCCCCAGUGGAAACUUGGUAGAUCAUUGAGAGGGAAAUGAAGCUGUCCUGGUCCAGCCAGGGAGCUGUGUUUCCUGAACUGUGGCCUGGUUUCCUGUGCGUUUGGAAGCUGACCAUCUGGCCUGAAGGGAGCGUUCGUUCCCAUUCCCCGAGCGUCCUCGGUUACCUGGAGACAACCGACAGACUUAGUAAUUCUGUGUCCAGCGAAGGGAUAUGAGGAGUGAUUAUCCACUGGGAAGAAGGCCAAGCUAGCAGCUAGCUGUUUACUCCAUUAGGGAACAAAAUAUGCUGCUUUUCCUCACUGAUGUUUAAGCUGUUCAACUGGUGUGUAAAGAAAAUGUUCUAAAUAAAAGUGUGUGCUGAAUGAAUACAUCGUAAGUGGUUAGGAAAACUGAUGUAUAGAUACAUAAAACUUCAGUGGUUCAUCACAUAAUAUUGUCUGACUGUUAUGGCAGGAGAAUGUUAUGUUUGCAGUAUAGAGUUAAUUGGUGUGUACUGCCUUGUACUUGUUGAACUUGUAUCACAAAGAAACAGGGAACGCCAUGUGUCACGGGGCACAAAGCACCGAGCUUUCAGAACAGGACAGAGAGUGCGAGAGGGAGCGGGAAGAGGGUGUUUGUGUUAGGAAUGUUUCUGAUAGCAGGAAGGCCGUUUGUUUGAAAAGUGUUGAGUUCACACCGAGUCAUGCACCGCCCCGUGGGCCUGUGGCCCUCUGGGGUUAGCAGACAAUGCCAGGGGCCUCUCCCCUGUAAGCAGCCUGCUGCGUGGGACCACAGAGGGGCUUGUGAUUACCCGCUGCCCUGGUCCCUCAGAGGCCUGCUCCAUCAGGGAUGUCAACAUGGGUCCAUGACCAAGACCCUGGGUAGAUUUAGAAACGGUUGAUGUGAGAUGUUGAUGAAUAUGAGAAAACAAGGAUGGGUGCUUUUGUUGUCAGUAACACACAUCUGUGAAAAAAUAUUUGGGGGGUAAUUAUUUGGCUUAGAAAUAGUCUGUUAACUAGUCAGAUAACAGGUUAGUGUUUGUACAGUGCUGCAAGGUUGAGUAUUUGCCCUGCAUUCUCUAAUUUUAGCCUGUUGUUUUGAAAGGGAAUAAAAUGGGGCAGUGUGGCAAUUAUUUUCGAG